Messenger RNA from Iphiclides podalirius (scarce swallowtail), 204 nucleotides. The record is from the annotation of a GenBank genome assembly. Lineage: Eukaryota; Metazoa; Arthropoda; Insecta; Lepidoptera; Papilionidae.
AUGUUUCCGUUUAUGACCAAUGAACAGUACAUUCGACAUAUACAUUCAAUGAUUAACGCUUAUAACAAGAGAGGAGACUCAAAUGGAAGAUAUCUCAUCGAAACCAACGCUCUUAUAGACACCAAAUACCGGACAUGGAAACGAAACGCUGAUCUCAUUAACUCCCUCCUUGCAUUACCCAAGGGCAUGAGUGAAGCCGGCCGC